AUGGACGAGAAUGAACUUGAGUCUCCGCGAAAAAUACUUGGACGUUUAGAGAAAUUGCGGCAAUGGCAGGAAGAGCAGGAGAAGACACUCAUUGAGAAGCAAUGCAAGCAAAGGAAACUUUUGGCACAGGAACAGGAUAAAUUGUACAAAAUGUUAGGACAUAGUCAAUUCCCGGAUGCUGGGAGCAGUGAAAAAGGUGGAAUUGAUGGAGAAUUCAUAGAGAGGCUCAGUGGAGAGAAUAUGAUGUCGGCUCUAAUUGCCAAAUCCAGGCAGGAGGUACAGAAAAGGUCUCCGAUUAAUAAGAAGCCCUUCUUGAAGCGAGGUGAAGGGCUGACCAGUAGAUUUCGCGUGCAUCCAGAUCACUUUAAUCUCAAAAACAUCCCAAAAUGUAAGAAUCCACCCGGAAAGAGGAAGAUUAAGCUCACAAAUCUUCAGCAAACUGAAGUGCCUGCGAAUGUCCAGGAAGUGUUGGAUGAUAGCGAGAAACCACCAGCUGACGGAGAAGUAUCUGCAAAUAUCUUAGAUCCACAGUGUUGGAAGAAAUUGCUGGAAGCUAUGAAUCUCAAUCCGGACAAUGCUUCGAGACUCUUUCAGGAAUUUGCAAAAUUCACACUGAAUAAUUCGACUGAGAGUUCCAGCAGCAAGAAAUCCUGUGACCUUGAUAAUUUGAGCUUAUUUGAGCUGCUAGAAGAGAAGCUCCAAAAUUCAAGUCUUUCCUCAAAUUCAAGCACUGUUAGGAGACUUCUUAAAUACGACGAAAAUAAGGAGCAAUCAACUAAUGAUCACUGUCCUCAAGAUACAGAGGGCUUCAAAGCCCUGCCACAGUCAUCAGACGACGAAGAAACUGAGAACUCCGGCGAUGAAGUACAAAUAAGGAAGCCCCAAGUGAGAUUUUCGGAGCAAGUUGAAGUGAAUCAAUUGAGCGAUACCUCCGACGAUGAUCAGGAUGGCAAUAUGGUGUCAACUCCUCAGAGAUCCCACGACGAGUUCCUGAACUUUAAGUCAAAUCUUGAGAAGAAACUAUCAAGAUUCUCCGAUAGCGGAUCUGAAGGUGACAGCCGCGAGGAUUUACUUGUGAAGCGUAGUGAUGAGAUCAAGGCACGCCUGAAGGAGCUCGAGGAAGAGAUCGACAAGUUUCGCAAACAAAAUCAUUCCUUGACAAAGGAAAAGCAAAUGCACGAGUUGGCAAAAGUUGAAUUGGAAAACCGAAGGUUGGAAAUGGAGGAUCAACUCAAUGAUGAGCGUAUCAAGAUGGAAAUUUACUUUCACGAUGAAAGAAUGAAAAUUGCCGAUGACAAGGCGCGGUACGAGAAGAUGCUGAAAGAUUUUAAAGUUCCCACCAAGAAGGAAAGGGAGGAAGUGAAGAAGCUCAAAGAACGCGUUGAGGAGCUAGAGAAGGAGCUUAAAGAAAAAAUCACAAGACACGGAGCGGCACAGAGUCGGCAUAGAUCCCAAAUUCGUGGUCUUGAGAAAGAGAUCAAGGAGCAGGGAAGUGAGAUUGAGCAACUCAAAAAAGAGAACCGAAAACUUGAGGCGGAAAAUGUCCGUCUCCGACGGCAGAGUAACAACAAAACUCUUCAGGAAAUUAAAAGGAAUAUUGCUAAAUUGGCUCCUCCGUCGAUUCCUCCUGUUCAGGACACUCAUGGGCAGAAGAAUAGAAAAUCAUCUCCAGCAAGACGAAAAGAAUCUUCGAAAAGUAUGCAAAUGGAUGAAUUCUUUUUCUCCUCUGAUUUAGAAAAUGAAUCUAGCGAUGAGGAUGUGGCAGAAGAACCCAGAAAACUCGAGAUGAAAAGUGAAAUGCCCACAGGAAUCACUAAUGGAUCAUCCGAAGUCAAGCCGACUCAGCAAGUUGAUCUAAAGCGGGAAAUUGUUAAUUCAGAUGGGAGUCGCGAUAUUUGGUACCCAAAUGGGAAUCUGAAGAAAAUUUCAGCUGAUGGAAUGCUCAUCAGGAUGCUUUACUACAACAAGGACAUCAAGGAGACGGAUUUCAAUGCUGGCACUGUCAAAUAUUACUACGCAGAGAAUAAUACUUGGCACACGAGUUAUCUCGAUGGGUUGGAAAUCUACGAGUACCCCAACGGUGAGACGAAGCAUCUCCACAAGGAUGGCACGACGGAAAUUCACUUCCCCAAUGGUGCUGUGCUGACAAAAAAGCCCCAGAAUGAUGGGGAGAUUCACGAGGAGUGGCAAUAUGUCGACGGGACGCAGAUUUGUCGCAAAAACGGUGAGAUUAUCUACACAUUCCCCAAUGGACAACGGGAGAUCCAUAGCAGUGACCACAAGAGACGAGAAUAUCCGGACGGGACGGUGAAAUUCGUCUACAAUGAUGGUAGCCAAGAGACGCGGUACUCAAAUGGGCGCGUUCGCCUCAAAGAUCGCAACGGAAAGCUGGUCAUGGAUUCAGACACCAAGUCUCACAGAUGUGAUAGCUGAGGUGACAUUCUUCCUCUUUAAUCUCUAAAUAUUCUCCGGAAUUGUAUAAAUCUAAUCUUUCUUAAGUAA
Lutzomyia longipalpis is the source of this 2502-nucleotide messenger RNA. It is a transcript of the gene Sas-4, whose product is annotated as centromere protein J. Gene Ontology annotation, molecular function: tubulin binding. The record is from RefSeq and is a predicted model, not a curated record. Gene Ontology annotation, biological process: centriole elongation; cilium assembly. The transcript is spliced from 3 exons. NCBI's taxonomy places the organism in Eukaryota, Metazoa, Arthropoda, Insecta, Diptera, Psychodidae. The coding region runs from base 1 to 2433 and encodes 810 amino acids. Gene Ontology annotation, cellular component: nucleus; centrosome; centriole.